AUGAUAAGUUUUCUAUGGAUAAUUUUGAUCUUAGUCGUUGCAGAAUUUGUUGUUGGAAAUUUUGCCAAUGUUUUCAUAGUACUGGUGAAUUACAUUGACUGGGUCAGAAAAGAAAAGAUCUCCUCAGCUGAUCAAAUUCUCACUGCUCUUGCUGUCUCCAGGCUUGGUUUGCUUUGGGCAAUAAUAACAAAUUUGUUUGUAACUGUGCUUAAUCCAGCUUUACAGAGUUAUCACGAAAUGACUAUUGUAAUUGCCUGGGCAAUAACUAACCAUUUUAGCACCUGGCUUGCCACUGGCCUAAGCAUAUUUUAUUUGCUCAAAAUAGCCAAUUUCCCCAGCCUUGUUUUUCUUUACUUAAAGAGAAGAGUUAAGAGUGUCAUUUUAAGGAUGCUGCUGGUGACUUUGGUGUUACUGCUUCUUCAGAUUUCAAUUGUAAAUGUAAACGAGACAAGGAGGGUGAAAGAAUAUGAAGGAAACACUACUUGGAAGACUGAACUGAGGGAUGCUGUAGACAUUUCAACUAUGACUGUAUUUCAUCUAGUAAUCGUCAUACCCUUUUUUAUAUCCCUGAUCUGUUUUCUGUUGUUAAUCUGCUCCCUUUGCAAACAUCUCAGGAAGAUGCAGGUCUACGGCAAUGGGUCCCACGACCCCAGCACCAGGAUGCAUGUGAAGGCUUUGAAAACUGUGAUCUCCUUUCUCUUGUUAUUUGCUGUGUACUCUUCAUGUGUGAUCAUGUCCUUUUGGCGUUCUAAGACAUUUCAGGGUAAAGUCUUCUUUUUUUCCCAGGUUAUUGGGGCUUUGUAUCCUUCAUGCCAUUCGUGUGUCCUGAUUUGGGGAAACAGGAAGCUGAAACAGGCAUUUCUGUCAGUUCUUUGGCUGGCAAGGUGCUGGCUGACAGAAUGGAGACAUUCCAUAUCAAUAACAGGGACAUGGUGUGACUCGUAG
Messenger RNA from Fukomys damarensis (Damara mole-rat), 945 nucleotides. Its product is annotated as taste receptor type 2 member 19-like. Lineage: Eukaryota; Metazoa; Chordata; Mammalia; Rodentia; Bathyergidae. The record is from RefSeq and is a predicted model, not a curated record. Gene Ontology annotation, molecular function: G protein-coupled receptor activity; bitter taste receptor activity. Bases 1 to 945 code for a protein of 314 amino acids. Gene Ontology annotation, biological process: sensory perception of taste; detection of chemical stimulus involved in sensory perception of bitter taste; G protein-coupled receptor signaling pathway. Gene Ontology annotation, cellular component: membrane. The transcript has a single exon.